Molecule: messenger RNA, 12787 nt
Organism: Gigantopelta aegis
Lineage: Eukaryota; Metazoa; Mollusca; Gastropoda; Neomphalida; Peltospiridae
Exons: 53
Coding region: 21-8060 (2679 amino acids)
Molecular function (GO): protein binding; calcium ion binding
Source: RefSeq, a predicted model, not a curated record
AGUCGAUCGCUAGUUCCGCGAUGAACUACACGAUCUUCUGGUUCAUCGGCCUGGCUCUUGUGACAGCGGUCAGUGUUACGUCAGCAGUUUUUCCAAUCGACCCGGCACGAAUUUUGACAGGGAAUUGUUCCAAGAGCUACGAAUUUUGCGACAGGCAAGCGCAGUGUAUAGAGCUUUCAAACGUCACAGUUUACUGUCGCUGUCCCAAUGACACAGAUACAGGAGAUGGUCUAAAAAACGGAACCGGCUGUUUAAUAGUGGAACACACGUGUAUUCCUGCGAAUGUAAAAAGAGAUUGUCACCCCGAUGCUGAAUGCAUAGAUCUAAGGUGCAAAUGCAAAAAAGGAUAUGAGGGCAACGGGCAGUUUUGUAAUGAUAUUAACGAAUGUUUGAACAAAAGCAUCUGCAGUCCUUACGCUAUAUGUCGGGACGAAAAGGGGUCCUACUCUUGUAAGUGCGAUAUCGGGUUUGUUGGCGACGGAGUGACUUGCAAACACCACUGCACAACAAACGUGGAUUGCCCUGCUAACGCCGAGUGUAACCCGGAUGAGGAGUGUGUGUGUAAAGACGGCUACUCGGGAGAUCCGGCUGCCGGGUGUCAAGAUGUGGACGAAUGCGUUGAAAAGCAGGACAAUUGUGACGACAACGCCAUAUGUACGAACACGCCGGGCAGCUUCGAGUGUAAAUGCAAUAAUGGAUUCGCUGGAGAUGGCGUUUCUUGUCGAGCAUUACCCAAGACGUGUGAUGAGAUAUUAAAGGCCAAGCGUUCAUCCAGAUCUGGUUCGUACGAAAUCGACACAGAUGGAACUGGCCCUGCCGAUUCACUGGAGGUGAAGUGCAUAAUGAAAAAUGGAAUUGGAAUCACUGUGAUUUGGCCAAAGAGCAACAACAUUCUCAACUCGCCCAUUGACGGGACCAAAACUGUGAAAUAUGAUGCUACCCUCGAUCAAAUUAAACCACUCGUUAAUAACUCAGCAUUCUGCUACCAAGAUGUCUGGUUUAAAUGUCCAUCAAACUUCAACUUGCUACAAAAAGUUUCCUGGACUGAUGCCGAGGGAAAGAGCCAAAGGUCUUGGGGUUCCGUAGUCGAUGAUAGUUGUGCGUGCGGUGUCCUUGGAAAAUGCCAAGGUGGUGGUAAAUGUAACUGCAAUGGACAGAACAGCGCUAUGAGGCAAGAUUUUGGAAAGUUGACCAGUGACAAUUUCAAACUUCCUGUUGAGAGCCUCAAAUUUACUGCUUCAAAAACCAGCGCCGUCUACAUGAUCGGAGCCGUGAAAUGUGGACCCAAGCCAUUUGAUUUGCCCAAGAACUGCGAUGAAGCAAAGAGAAAGAUGGGAGUGAGAAAAAACCAGCCUCUUCUGAUCGAUGCGGACGGGCCAGACAAACCCCUUGCGCCGUUCCUCAUCUACUGUGACGUCAAGAGCUACUGGAGAUUCGGCAUUUCGGUGGUUCCGAACAAUUUACCUCCGGGUUCAACCCUGACGAGCAGCGAAGUUCCCCUGAAGUACCCGGCCCAGCCCGACCAGAUCAGUGCCCUCGUGCAGGGAUCAGUGUUCUGUUCACAGUCUGUGGAGUAUGAGUGCAAGAAUGCCCCAGCAGGCCCUGUGACGGGAGGUGCCAGCAGUUCCUCCCUCGGUUACUUCCCUGGUGGUGCCGCAGACAUCCCUAACUCAUGUGCAUGUGGACUUACUGGCACAUGCGACGACCCGGCAAAAAAUUGCAACUGUCAAAUCACUGAUGGACAGAAGCGAAAAGACAUUGGAUUGGUUAUUGACAAAGAUGCCCUGCCUUUAGUUUCCAUAAGUGUCACAGUGGGUGGAGACUCAUAUGCUAAACUGACAGUUGGGGAGUUGAAAUGUGGCCAGCAACAGUUUGAGAUUGAGCCAAACUGCGAGAAGCUUCGUGGUGUUGGUUACGAUUACGACUACACCUACAUGAUUGACCCAGACGGCAUCGGCGGUGAACCUCCAUUCCCAGCUCAGUGCAUUAUGAUGAAGUCUCCACCAAGGGGAGCAACUGUUAUCAACCAUGGAAAUGGGAUGCUCAAUAACCUGACGUUUGCGUUCCUGUACAAGCGCGUGACAAAGAAGCAGGUUGCUGCUCUAAAGGAAAGAUCCACAUACUGUACACAGGCCGUCAGUCUCAAGUGUAACAAGUUCGCCCUCCAUCCACAAAGUGGUAACAAUGGCUUCUGGCUCACCCAAGAAGGGACGAAGAAGUAUUACUUCACCGGCGACGGCAGCAAGACGAACUGCAACAACAAGGACAAUAUGUGCGAGUGUGACAAGGCAGCUGCAGCCAAUGGCUUCGGGACAGAUACAGGGGACUUGACUAACAUAGAUGAUGUCCCAGUCGCUUCAGUGGAUUUUAGACCUGCUAAUAAUGCAGGUGGUUCGAUUAGCUACAGCUUUGGACCACUUAUGUGUUAUGAAACCUUCCCGACAUGUGCGGACAUGUAUUUGAGUUCCAGGAGGAACUCGAAGAAGGGCGAGAAAGUGGUCAGUGCUGGUCAGUACACCAUUGACCCCGAUCAGUUUGGAGGUGAAGAACCUUUCCAGGUGUACUGUAGUGGCAUAAUGACCAGAGUACCUGUCAUUUCGGAACCCGAAAUAAAACAGCUGAAUACCGGAGAGAGCCAGUGUUACAAUGUGACUUACAAAGGAGGAGAUGGGAAUGUCCUGACACGAAAACAAAUUGAGGCUUUGGUGAAAGCAUCUGCUAGCUGUAACCAGUAUCUGUUAUAUACCUGCAUCAACGCCCCAGUCACUGGCAAUGUGUACUACUCAAAGUGCAGUGGAGGUGACGUCACUAAAGUCCCUGGUUGGGCUGGAAGUGCAGGUUACGACAAAUGCCAGUGCGGUGUGACAGGUGUGUGUAAAGGUGGGACGAGCUAUGCCUGUAACUGUGACCUGGAAGACAGCAAGCUCAACUAUGAUAAGAGCUUCAUCGUCAACAAGGAACUCCUGCCCGUUUGUCAAGUCUGUGUGAAGGUCCCGGAACUGCCCACCGACCCAAAUAGUCCCGUGAAAGCUCGGGCCGCAAAAUACUCCAUCGGAGAUAUCAUGUGCAGUAAUGUGAAAAGGAUGGGAACAAGAAAUAGCUGCCAGCAUUACAGUCUGCUGUCAAACACUGGAGAGAGUGGCAAUGUACUCAUCAGAGCAAACAAGCCUGGAGAAAAAGCUUUCCCUGUGUACUGCGACAUCACUGUAUACCCAGAAAUGGGCGUUUUGGUGGUAAAACCCAAGACCCCAACUGUGCCGAUCCCAAAGUAUGAGUAUUUCAACUACACCAUCUCGUACAUGGUGUACAACCGGAAGCAGAUUGAGCAGCUCAUUGACAAGGCUGUCUACUGCGAGCAGGAGAUUUCACUCAUGUGUAAUGACAGCGGAGUAACCCUCAGUAACGUGUUCGGCUGGUACGGCAGAGAUGGCAAAGUGAUGCCGUACUGGAGUAAAGGAAGCACCCCAUGUGAUGGUGAUGGUAGUAACUGCAAGUGUAACGCGCCUGGAGAAAAUGAAGACUUUGGGUUGAUUACCGAUAAAGGAGCGAUCCCAGUGUCUCGCGUCGAGCUUGGACCAGCUAAGGGAGACAGGAAGCUGACCAUUGGGGACGUGCGUUGCUACGACAUCUACAAAGACUGCUAUGACAUAAUGCAACACGGAGCCAAGCGCAGGUCCAGCUACUACCGCAACAGCACGUACGUUGUUGACCCUGAUGGUGCUGGUGGUGUAUCGCCAUUCCUGGUGAAGUGCGAGUUCCACAGUAAAGAUGGAUAUGCAGUCACAGAGAUAAUCUACAAGGGGAACCCAGUGACCGUGAUUAAGAACAGCGGCAAACCUCUACAGUUUAAAGUACCAAUCACCUACCCCGCGUCCAGCCCCAAACAGAGCAACACUCUCGCCAAACAGGCAGGAUUCUGUUACCAGGGCAUGCUGUACGAGUGCAUCCAGUCACCACUCGUGAAUAACAACAACCCGCAACAGUCUGGUGUUCAGCUGUUUGGAACAAACACAACGACGUUUGGGAAAGGCGCUGAUACAGACGGCAUCGGCUGUCCCUGCAGUGUUGUUGGAACCUGCAACUUGAAUGGCAAUGGCAAUGACGCCAACACUUGUCGCUGUGACAACAAAGGGUCGAUGAUGACAUUCGAUAACGGAACCGUUAUCGAUAAGGAUCAGCUUCCUCUCGUUAGUGGGUCGUUCGGAGGUCAAGAUUCACCAAACUCGGUUGGAAAAUUCACAAUAGGUCCCAUGAGAUGUGCCAAUAAGCCUUUUGAUAUUCCACGGGACUGUGAGGAAGCACUCAAGUGGGGAUACAAAAGUGGAGAGUAUCUCAUCUUUCCAAAGGAUUAUGUCGACAAACCGUUCUUUGUUUUCUGUGAUAUGAACAUAAAUCCUGGACAUGGUGUGAUAAAGGUCCUGCCUAAAGUUGAUGAGCCGAUACCCGUGACAGGUGACCCUAUCAAUGUGACGUACCAUGGCCCUACACCCAAGCAGCUGGAAGCCAUCGUAAAGGUGUCCAAGUUCUGCUACCAGCCGGUCAAGUAUGAUUGCAUUGGAACCAAGUUCUUUGGCGAUGGAGCAGUCACAUGGUCUGGACCGACUGGUUCGUCCAACACCAACUUUGGCAGUGCAUCACCCUUUUCCAUGGAGUGUACGUGCGGAUCGGACAACUAUUGUGGAGGGUACGACGGAAAAACGAAAAUGAGACGAAGGAAAUGCAACUGUGACAUCGGUGAUGCAGACAAGCGUGCUGAUGCUGGCAUAAUCAGCUCCAAGGCUUUGCUUCCUAUCACGAAAAUGAACUUCAAUGGCUGGAUCGAAAAUGCAAUUGCAAAUGCAGCUGCGAACCUAACUGUAGGAAAUCUGUACUGUGGCACAGAGGAGUUUGACAUCAACGAAUGUGAGUUAGACUUCCAUGACUGCCACAAGUGGGCUGACUGCAGGAAUACCGAUGGCGGUUAUGAGUGUAUCUGUAGGAAAGGUUUCCGCGGUAAAAUCAGCGGCAUCUCUACAGAGCAGGUGUGGGCUAACGGAAGGCAGUGCUUUGACGAUGACGAAUGCUCGUACAACAAGUGUCCAUCCAGUGCUAUUUGUACGAAUCUCCUGGGGACCUACAACUGUACGUGCAAAGAGGGGUACAACCAGGUCGGCUUCGAUGUGUGUAAAGAUAUUAACGAGUGUUUGGACCCUGAACUCAAUGACUGUGAUGUGAACGCUCGCUGCGACAAUUUCGAGGGUGGCUACAGCUGCGCAUGCAAGCGUGGCUUCAAGGACAACGGCAACGCCACGAAAGGAGAUUGUGAACCACAAGGUCUGUGCGCCUGCUAUGGUGACCCACAUUGCAUCAGUUUCGACAAAAAGUUCCUGGACUUCCAGGGACAGUGUACGUAUGUGAUGGCUCAGGACGGGUGCCAGGGUGAACUCCGGACAUUCCAGGUGCUGAUCAACACCUGGAAUCAGGACAGACCCGGCAUCACCUCUGUCUCCUGGGUCAAGGCCGUCAUCAUCAAAAUGAAAGGCCUGGAGUUUGAAAUUCGCCAGUCUAAAGAAAUUCUCCUGAAUUCUGCCCUGAUCAACGGCUACGACAAGAAUGGUAUUCUCAUUAUUGAUGACGGUCUGCGUUUAAAAGUCUACACAGACUUUGGCCUCCAGGUGACGUGGGACGGUUCUUCAGAGAUUGAGGUGACUGUUCCCAAGAACUACCAGUCUAUGACAUGUGGAUUGUGCGGAAACUUCAACUUCAAUGCUUCCGAUGACUGGACAAUUGGUCCUGAAUGUCCUCUCCCUGGCACUCUAACUACAAUUCAAAAUGUAUUUGGUCAUUCGUGGGUGGUACCUGAAUCUUUGAAUGACCCGAACAACAAGAUGUGUUACAAGAAAUGUGACGAACCAGACACCAAACGGGAAUGUAAGAUGGAUGUCGUCCAGGCGUACACUAUUUGUGAUGCAAUAUUCGAUACAGACAGAUCACCUUUUGCCAAUUGUCUGAUGAAAAUGGAUCAGGCGCUUGUGGCCAAGAUGAGAGAGGACUGUAAGUUUGAUCUGUGUGAAGUGCCGGAUGACAUCAGCAUCGGUCAGUGUUCCUCGGCGAACAGACUCGUCACGGAAUGCGCCAAGAUUGGGGAACAGGUACCGGAGUGGAGGAACAAGCCCGGCAUUUACUGUGAGAAGAAGUGUGGUGAAAACAUGAGAUAUGCCAUCUGUGGAGGUCUAAACACCACCGACCCAGGCCCCAUCCUGACGUGCCAGCACGUGGUGAAGAAUGAGAUGCCCAAUCCCCUGGACGCCUGCAUCGAGAGUUGUUUCUGUGAUGAGGGCUUCGUCCUCGACGUCGACAAGUGUAUCCCUAAGGACCAGUGUGGUUGCUCAGAAGGAGGAACGUACAUGUCUGUUGGUCAAGUGGUCAUAGCGGAGGACUGCAGUUACAAACGUGAGUGUCUGUCGGAUGGCCACACGCUGUCCAACACUUCACUGACCUGUCACGAGAACGCUACCUGCUCCACCGACAUGGAUACCGGAGUCCACGGCUGCCACUGCAAGAAAGGAUUCAUGGGAGACGGAGUCACCGAGUGUAGAGAGGAUCCGUGUGCAGAUGUCAAGUGUAAGGACUCCAAGACCAUGGAGUGCGUGGAUGGAGAAUGCCGGUGCAUUAUGGGAUACACAGGAGACUGUCAGAGGUGUUUUGACAUUGAUGAGUGUGCCACAGAUACUCACAACUGUAACCACGUGGGCCAGGAGUGUCAGAAUACGAAGGGUGGUUUCACCUGUAAAUGUCUGAAAGGGUUCUUGCCAGUCGGAGCAUACUGCGCAGACAUUGAUGAGUGUGAUCAGAAUAAGAAGACUCCUAAUUUCUGUGCUGUGAACAGCGAGUGUCGAAACAAGCCCGGCGGCUAUGACUGUGUGUGCUGCGGAGGUUACAAAAAGGGACCCGAUGGCUGCAUACUUGAUGGCUCCGGUGACCACCAGAUUGGAGACCAGGCAAAAUGCUGUUCUUGUUACGGAAAGGCUUGCAACCAGACCGGACCAGUUUGUGGAACUGACGGAAAGACAUACCCAUCACUGAAAUCAUUGAUUGUGCAACGGUGCAAGGAAGGAAACAAACUGGUUGGAUUGUCCAAUGAAGGGCCAUGUCCAGCCACAUGUGCUGAACUUGACUGUGAAUCCCAGAACAAAUACAUGAAAUGUAAAACGAGUCCUGAAACGGGAAAGGCCACCUGUCAGUGUCCGAAAUGUAGCGACGAGGAAUUGGAGACGGAGAAAAAAACUGUUUGUGCCUCGACCAAGGUAAAGUUUGAAUCGAUAUGUGCCUUCAAGGCAUUUUCAUGUCAGACGAAAAACACCGAGAUCACAAUCAUAGAAAACGCUACAGACUGUGGACCAGGAUCGGGAGCUGGUGAGCCGGUUGGCAAGUUUGGAUCGUGGAGCGAGUGUGACAAAUGCGGAGUUGGUCAGCAGAGUCGGGAGGGGGAGUACAUCAACAUCAAAGACAAGGAUGGAAAUCCGUACAAGAUUAUUGAAAGACGAAUCUGUUACAAGACCUGUGAAGAUAGUCCAUGCAAGGAAGGUGUUUGUCCGCCAGGCAAGGUGUGCGUGUUUGACAAGGAUAAUGUGACGUCGUGUAUCUGUCCUGAGUGCAAGGGUUGGGGUUCAGAACCCAUCUGUACACUUAGGGGACAGGUAAAGAUGACGUACGACAACGACUGUGAAAGAAUGCGUGAUGCCUGUCUUCUCAACGAAACCAUCAACACAGUCCAGAAUGUGGCUUGUGGACGUAAACCUCUGAACUGUACGAAGAUGUUCAACUGGGUUAGCAAGAGAGAGGCUGAUGGAUGCUAUUCUCAGUACCACGAUUUUGGCAAGUGCGAGGGCGGCUGUGGUCAGGACCCUGAAGACUGCUGUCAGGAAAUAAAAGUCGAAGAAGAUGUGGAGUAUUUCUGUGGUGCUGAACGUGGUAUCAUGCGAAAGAAAAACGUUGUUGUGGACUGCAAAUGUAUCAGUUUUGAGGAGUUACUUAAACAAAAGCAAGGUGUAACAACGCCAUCGCCAACCGAACCUUAAAAAUAUAAUCACAUGAUUUUGGGUGCAGCGGUUUGUGAUAAACACAAUCACAUGGUCUUGAGUACCGGUACAUCAGAAACACCUCUAUGUAGUUAGAUUUGUAAGCAUGGAAUAUUGUAGACCUCCAAAAAUAUGCAUAUUCACGGAGUUCACUCCCCUGUUUGGUCAUCAAAGUGUCAAUAACUGUAAAUCAUAAAAUAUUAGCGAUCUUAAAAUUUAGCAAAAUCCAAAUAAGUAACAUAUUUGCGACAUAAAACUUCAGUGAGGUCGUCACAUCAGAAACUAAAAAGGAAACGUUGUAGGAUCAGCUGAAAUAAAAAUGUUGAUCAAUUGCGACUUUACGCACCUUACAGACAGCUUAAAUUUAGUACCAGAUUGCAUUAAUGUGCAUUACUGUAACUACUGUUGUUUGCUAUAUUUUUGGUUUAAUCAAUAACAUGCAUCCAUUGUUGAGUGGACAAAACAAUUGCACAAAUGUUUUCUGGAACUGUCUGUUGCACGUUUCUUUAAAUUUAGUGUCAUGAAAUAUUAAUGUCUUGUUCUUUCGUGCUAAAAUUUUAUGCUCGCUAACAUUUCCCGAUUUACAGUAUAUAGUUGAAAAAAGAAAUUACUGUGCUUACUUCUAGAAUUACCUACUUAGUAAAUGGCAGGGAUCGAAAUGAGCAAUAGGUCUGGUAACUAGGGCCUCCACGAGUCCAAAAUACACAAAAUAUUGGACUCAAGUACUCAAGGGUCAAAGUCGACCCCGGAUCCGAGUACCCAACACUUAGAUGAUAAUGAGAAUAAUGAAUAAAGUGAAAUAGCAUUAUGCAUCUUAAUUCCAGUGCUGAACGUGGAUGCCAAAUCAUGCCAUUGUAUUGCAUUCCACACAUUCGACUGUUGUUUUCCCACUAUAUCUCAUAGCACUGUAAUGUAACCUGUGGCAAGCAUAUGGCAAAGUGACGUAAAACUUGUUUAAUAAUUUAAUGAGAAUGCUCUUCCUUACAUGGGUGCUCGAGUCCUGUGAAUUGUCUCGAGUCUUGCUAGGCUCUGCCCGUGCCCGAGUACUCUUGGAGCCACUACUGGUAACCCAUGUAUCAUAAAAUACAGACGGUUAUCACCUACCAGGUAUAUUUAUAAUUCCAUAAUGACUAUAAACUCCCUUGACAGGCUCACUGAUACUUUCUUAUUCAUUCAUACCACUGUUCUCACUGUACUGAUACUGAAUGUAUAUCGAAAUAACACUCGGUUGAUACAAAAUUUUAAGUGCUGUAGGUUUAGCUUAAUAAUAUUUUGUGGAGAAAGAAGUAUCCGGUCCUCAACUUUCUUCACCUGUACGUGGUAACCUCGUGGUAACCUGAACAACCAGUCCUGACUUAUUUCGAUCCCUGCUCGUUUAAACUAAAUAAAUUAGGACAUAACCAAAUGAAGUUUUUAGAUUUGCGGGUAUUAUUUGUCUUAGUUGGUGCCCACAGAUGUUAUAUUUAGCUGAAUUAAAAAUAUUUGCAAGCAAGCAUCAAAUUGUCAUACCUGCAAAUCUACAAACUCCAUAUCGUUAUGUCCAUUGAAAACUGAAAUGUUUUUCCAAUGAAUCAACUGAAUGCCUUGUAUUUUAAACAAAUUUUUUUAAAAAUACUUGGCUACAGUCAAUAAACUCUUGAACUUGGUCUGUCCCAGUUUCUAAUGAUGUCAGUAGCUUUGCGGGUGUUAUGGUCUAUUUUGAUGCUCACGCAACCUUGUAAUUAAUCAAUCACAUUGCAGCACAUACCAUCAGUUUACAAUAAUUUAUUAACAUUGAGAUGUGUUUACACAGUGAUAGCAAGUAAGGAUCUCAAAGUGCGAAUAAACUAGAUUCUGUCAUAGGCAUAAAAGGACUCAAUUUUAUAGCGGAGUAGGCUGUUUUUUAGCCGGAAUUAAGCAAAAUUGGAUUACAACUAAUAUUGUGAGAAGAAUGAUGGAAAUACAUGGUGAAAAACAUUUCAAGUGAUUUCCAUUUUUCCCAAACGUUGUCAUCAUUUUUGCCCACAUCCGAAUAUUUGCUCCAGCACUGGGUUGGGGAGUGACUGUUUAGGGGUGCUAGCCCUCUCACUCCCCAUCACUCCCCUGAGACUAGUUCAAGGAGAGUGAUUUUUAGCUUCCCUUAGCAUGUCAAUUUACCACUGGUGUAGGAACCUUUUCAGAUAUAUUGCUUUAUAAUAGUGUAAAAGUGUGUAAAUAUAAAAGUGUGGCCCCCCCUCCGACAUUUUGGCACCUUCCUACGCCACUAACAUGGUAUCUAUAUUGUAUAUGUUAAAUGGUUCCUGAUAAUCUAUAAGUCAGGUAGCGAAUUAAUCACUCACCUCAUUUAUUUUUGGACAAUGAGGUCUGGGUUCUGACAUUUUGUGUGGUGUCAGGAAAAAAAAAUCAAAGUUACUUUUGUUUAACUGUAACUUGUUUACAAGCACACAAAAAAUGUAUCAAAAUAUUCCAGUGAUAUGUAAUAUAAUAUAUACUUAAAUCCAAUUCCUUAUUAAUAUUAUUUAAAAGAUUGUACCUGUUUUAAUAGUUGUUUGUUAUUUGUCAGAAAAUGUGUUAUUAUUUAUGUCCAAUAAUAUAUAAUGUAACAUAAAAUAAAAUAAACUCCCAUAUCAUAUUAAUACAAUGUAAAAGAUUACAUCUUUUAAUACCUUGUUGUUUGUUAUUUAUUAGAAAAUGUAUUAUUAUUUAUAUAUCCAAUAAUAUAUAUGUAGCGUAAAAUGAACCUACUCUCAUGCCUGAAUUAUAGAUCUGAUUUAAAAGACUGUCUUUUAACAGUUGUUUGUUAUUUGUUAGAAAAUGUAUUGUUAUUAUUUACAUUGUUUAAGUUUUAUUUGUUUUGGAGCACAAAUAACUGAAUUAAAUUGUUUUAAAACAAUAUUUAUAUUACCUCAUUUCCACACUUUUAGAGUCUCAGGUGAACAACAACAACAACAAAAAAACCAAUGAUGAAAAGUAAAAUGUACAGCAGAAGUGGGUCUUCUAACUCCUAACACAGUAACCCAGUGUGUCCACGUCUCCUUUAUUUCAAAGAAUCUCCUAUAUUUCAUGAUUCUUCUUGAUCUCCUUUAUUUCCUCCAAAAAAAGGAGAUUGUCAGCAAUUUUAUUGGCUUAUUUCCUCACAAUUGAGUGUGUAAUUGUAUUCAAGUGACUUUUAUACUUUCAAAUUGAGCUCCUGCAAUAAAACUAUGGUUUAUAAGGGUGUAUUGUCUAUUUUCCCAUUCAUGUCUAUAUUAUAAGUGUAUAGCUCUCCAUUUAUGGUGUAUAAUAUUAAAUUUAAUACAAUAUCUUGUUGAAAUGUUGACUAGAUGCUGUCAGAAUGCACCUCAGGACACUUUCUUUUUUUUUCUCAAAAAUUUCACCAGACACAAAGGGUGACAUCCCUCCCUCCCCCCCCCCCCCUCUCGAACUUACCCCCCAUGGGCACGUUGCACUGCAAAUAAAGCCUACGACUUUAUCUCCUUUAUUUUCAUUUCAAGUCUGUGGACACUGUAACCCUAAAAGGGGCUGCUUAUGUGUACUGACAGGUCGGGUUAUUGGUGUUGCAAUAUAUGCUAGGUAUUUAUGCACACAACACAUCUUGGAUCUCCAGAAAUUUUUUAGUUCUCUGAAAAAUAAGAAAGAAAAAAACCCUGCAAAAUAAACCCACCUCACAUAUAUAUAAUCAUAUACGGGUUCCUUUAAUAAAUUACCGGUAAAGAAACAAUUCGGGAGUUGUAAUAUUUAUUUGAUGACUCAAUUUGGAAUCAAUUUAGGUACAGAAGUUUUAAAGCAGUCUUCAUUAAAAUGAAAGAGAAUAGGCAAACACGAAUGUCUAAAAGAAGAGGUGUUUCUUUAAUGAUAUAACAACAUCUUUUAUUACACAUCGUUUAUAUUUGUAAUAAUUAUAAUUCAUGUAGCAAAGGUUUUAUUCAAUUAAUGUAUGUGAAUCACCCUUUUGUACCAAAUUUAUACUGUCAAGACAAAGACAGGGAUUUUAUUAGUUUAAAAUUGCACUAAGUGACAUAAAAGUGCAAAGUUUUUCUGAUUUUAUUUGUGUGCAAUAUAAUGUGACAUUUUUUAAUUUAAAAUGUGUGCUUUCCUUAUCAAUAAAUUUAAACAAAAAAGGAAAUUUGUUUACCUGUCUUGGACAAAACUCUGGUAAAGUCAAAAGUUGUGUCCAUGUCAGGCGUUCUUUAACAGUUCUCUGAUGGAAGCACGCCCUAAUUUACUCACACCCAUAUAUUAGUCUGUACUGCAAAAGUUUGGGGAUUAGGGUUUCAAAUCGGAUAUAAAAACUUUUUUUUAUAGAAGCGCAGGUGCGCGUACCGGAAUGUUACCAGGGGAGUCAAUACUAUGGCAAAUGAAGAUUAUAGAGGUGGGUCUUACGACAUGUUCCCCAGGAAAAUGUAUUGGGGGGGGGGGGGGGGGGGGGGGGGGGGGGAAAUUUCUUGUGCGCGGGGUUCGACCACCGUAGCCCAUCUCUGUACAUGCGCUUGAGACGAAUUCGUAUUUUUCAUACAAAGAUGGGGUAUUUCGUUCUUGUUCUUAAUUAAGGUUUGUGAUCAUUGUUAUAACUGAAACUCUGUUUGUUUGUUUAUUAAUCAUCCAUGACAUUAUUUAUUAACAUUAACUGCCCUAUAAUUGGUCUUCAGCUUGGUGACGGGUAUAUAUUAUGAUUAAUAGGUUAUUAUGCAUUUGUUACAGUUCUCGAAAUCAAGGCUGCACCCAAAUAAAAUGUGGUUCAUGUUAAA